Molecule: messenger RNA, 2100 nt
Organism: Cololabis saira (Pacific saury)
Lineage: Eukaryota; Metazoa; Chordata; Actinopteri; Beloniformes; Belonidae
Gene: bpnt1
Product: bisphosphate nucleotidase 1
Exons: 10
Coding region: 278-1291 (337 amino acids)
Biological process (GO): phosphatidylinositol phosphate biosynthetic process
Molecular function (GO): 3'(2'),5'-bisphosphate nucleotidase activity
Source: RefSeq, a predicted model, not a curated record
UCAAAUGCAAACCGGCGGGCGCUUUGACCCAGGAUGUUAGUUUUGAUUCAGAUCAAGAUGAUCUACUUCCGUGUUUUUGCUCCAGCGCCGUCACGUGUUGAGCUUUUACCUACAAGAGAGGAACACCUUCAGUCUACAAGAGCCUCAUCCUCAUGUUUCAACCAGUCAAAGUGACGCCUUAGUGGUUGUUAAACGAGUUUCCUUCCAAGCAAUCGUUAGUGCACGCAAAAAACAGUUAACAGGGUGUAUUGAGACCGGAGGAUAAAACCACAAAGCCAUGUCUGGAAAUCCUCCCGUGGUCAUGCGGCUGGUGGCAUCUGCCUACAAGGUAGCAGAAAAGGCCGGGGCUAUUGUCAGGAAAGUGCUUCAUAGUGGUGAACUUGGCAUCGUGGAAAAGACAGGAGCUAAUGAUUUGCAGACGAUGGCAGACAGACUCGCACAGCAGAGCAUUUGUGAGUCACUAUCCAGACAUUUUCCCAAGAUCACCAUCAUUGGAGAGGAGGACCUUCCACCUGAAAAGGUACAGGAAGAUCUUAUCGAGACUGGCCAGGCAGAGGAAAUCCUUCAGAGGAGCUGUCCUGACGAGUUUAAAGAAGUGAAGGAAGAAGAGCUGGUCGUGUGGGUUGAUCCUCUCGAUGGCACAAAGGAAUAUACAGAAGCCUCGAGGUGUCUCCGGCUCGGAGCUGUGACCCAGAUACCACACAAAGGCUCGGACACUUCUCGGGCUCACAGUACAGCUCUCUGGCUCCUCGACAACGUGACGGUGCUCAUCGGUAUUGCUUAUGGAGGCAGAGCUAUUGCAGGUGUCAUCAAUCAGCCGUUCUACAACUAUCAGCUUGGAGCAGAAGCAACUUUAGGAAGAACCAUAUGGGGGAUUCUGGGAUUGGGGGCCUUCGGAUUCAAGCUGCAGGAAGUUCCAGAAGACAGACGAAUUGUUACCACCACACGUUCCCAUAGCAACAAGGUGGUAACAGACUGCGUAAACGCCAUGGAGCCGCAUGAUGUUAUACGAGUGGGUGGCGCUGGAAACAAGAUUAUUCAGCUUAUUGAAGGGAAAGCCUCAGCGUAUGUUUUUGCAAGUCCAGGGUGCAAAAAGUGGGAUACAUGUGCUCCUGAGGUCAUCCUGCAUGCUGUCGGAGGUAAACUGACAGACAUGUAUGGAAAACCUUACUGCUACCAUGCUGAUGUGAAGCACAUGAACUCUGCUGGGGUUCUCGCUGCCCUACGCAACCACGAGUACUACGUCAGCAGAGUCCCUCCGUCAGUGCUGCAGGCCCUCAAGAAUGACUGAAAUCUCUGGAUUUACGUGGAAGUUACGUUCAGUUUUAUCAUAUCAAAAUGAAAUGACUCCCAUUUAAUCGUUUAUUUCACAAAUCAAUAUUGUUUGACUUUUAAUUUCGAUGAAAUGUAGACAUCUUCACGCAUAUGAAAUCACUUUUUCCACUGUCCGAGACUGAGUCUCAGUGUUUAUAUCCGUUAAAUGAUGAGAAAACAAAAAGCUUAAUAGCAUUUUAAUUUCACACAUUUCAAACAACCUCAUACAAAUCUUCCUCCCAUAGUACCACCAACUUAAAUAUUUACAGAAUUACAAAGGAAAAAGGCAAGAAUAAAAGAAAAUGUUAACCCAAUUUCAAUGUACAUGGUGAACUGGAAAUGAAUUACUGUAGUUUAUUCAAUAACCAUUUAUUGGGAACAUUAAUACUGGAAUACCAAAAACAAAAGUGCCUACUUCAACUCUUUACAUUGUCACUAUGAGAGGAAAUACAACCGUUUUCAGUUGUGAUCAUGUUCUUUAAAGUGCUGUCUUAAUAAAACAUAUUCUUCACCCUUCACUUGUGUAUUUCAUUAGCACAUACUGGAUGUCUUUACUUUACUACACACCUAUUUUCCACAAAGUCACAAAUUUAAGAUCAGCAAAAGUUUGGUUGAAUCCCAUCUUUGACAAAUUCCCAUUAGAGUAAAAAAAACAAACAGUCUUGCCAUUUUUCUUUUUUGUUCUAUAAACAAUGGAACAUUUGUUUUUAAAUGAAUGCUCAGCUUGUGAUGUGACAAUGUGUUGUUGGUGUUCGAAAAAUGUCUGGAACCAUUGAGUAAUGGGGA